Messenger RNA from Archocentrus centrarchus (flier cichlid), 7864 nucleotides. It is a transcript of the gene dgkq, whose product is annotated as diacylglycerol kinase theta. Lineage: Eukaryota; Metazoa; Chordata; Actinopteri; Cichliformes; Cichlidae. Gene Ontology annotation, molecular function: ATP-dependent diacylglycerol kinase activity. The transcript is spliced from 23 exons. Gene Ontology annotation, cellular component: membrane. Gene Ontology annotation, biological process: phospholipase C-activating G protein-coupled receptor signaling pathway. The record is from RefSeq and is a predicted model, not a curated record. The coding region runs from base 904 to 3666 and encodes 920 amino acids.
AAGGAAGAAGGAACCAAAAUGAAAGCAGCCCCCCCGCUCCUCAGGAGGACUUCACACUUGUUGAUUAGCGUCUGUCUUCAGCCUUGCGGGCGGUGUUUGCGCUGCUUUCAGCCCGAUUUCUCGCGUCUGUCUCGCGGGUCUGGCCCGGCUGGUUGCGGGCAGCUCGGCUGGCUGACUGCUCGCUCGGACUGAAAACAUCAGCGAUCCGUUUCGCAGACUUCACGCCGCCGCGGACACACUGGGCAUUCAGUUCUGCCCGAUCGGUAUCUCAGCAUUUAUUCAUCCAGCUUCCUGAGCGGGGAGCUCCGGGAAACUAGCCGAGCACGGCGCCCUGUGCUCCGCGCAGCGCCGCUGGGUGGCACCGCUGUCUCCGGGCGGAGGGUCUUUCUGGUCGCGGGGAUCGUGAAUGUCGGAAAGCUUCGAGAAUCCCGCAUUAAUCUGUCACCGGAACAGCCGCUUGGUGUUUAAGCAGGUGGACGGUCGAUAAAUGUUUGAUCUUUAACGAGCCUGGGCGGCGGGAUUCUCAGGAAGCACACCGACCUCGGCGCCCUUUCCGCCGGGCAGCGCCGCCGGCUCCAGUCGGUGUGAUGACUGACUCUCCACAGGGCGACACCGACGUCACAUUUACCAUAAACUGACGUGGUCCGGAUCACCAAGCCGUAAACGAGUGUCCUACUGUGGGUUUUGGACCUGGAUAAUUAGCUUUCAAAGCGAGGGGAAAACUCCAGGACACACACCGAGCACAGCGCCCUUUACCGGGCUGCUCCGCCGUGUUCGGCCCGGUGGGAUGCCUCUCUGCUCGGGGUGGACUACUUCCUAGAAAUCUAGCGCCUUUGGCAUCAAGGAUAACUCUGCUGUCGCCCUGUUGUUGGGAAGUUUUCGUAAGAGGGCGGGCAGGAGGACAUGGCGGACUCCAGCCGGCCCAGACCGGCGGACCCUGAUGCCGCGGAGAGCCGGACAGCGAGCCCGCUGACCGGGAAGAAGAGGACGCAGCAGUCCCCCGGACUCCGGUCCAAGUACCAGAGCGCAGCUCCGGGCCACUGCUUCAAGAAAGUCACCCUGACCAAACCCACCUACUGCCACAGCUGCAGCGACUUCAUCUGGGGGAUCAUCGGCUUCCUGUGUGAAGUGUGUAACUUCAUGUGUCAUGAAAAAUGCCUGAAGACUCUGCGGGCGGUUUGUUCCUGCAUGGCUCCAUCUCUGGUCCAGGUGCCGGUGGCUCACUGCUUCGGUCCGGCCGGUCAGAAGAAACGUUUCUGCUGCGUCUGCAGGAAACAGACGGAGGGAAGUACAGCUCUGCGCUGCGAAGUGUGUGAGCUGCACGUCCACGCUGACUGCGCCCUCUUCAGCUGUGCUGACUGUCGCAGCUGCCACCUGGACGGGACUCUGGAGCAGGAUACGUUCCACCACCACUGGAGGGAGGGGAACCUGGCGUCCGCGGCGAGGUGUGAGGUUUGUCGGCGUUCGUGCGGCUCCUCUGACGUCCUGGCGGGGAUGAGGUGCGAGUGGUGCGGCAUCACGAGCCACUCGGCGUGUUACCUCAGCGUGCCGGCAGAGUGCACUCUGGGACGUCUGCGCUGCAUGCUGCUGCAUCCGGCCUUCGUCCGCCUCGACUCCAGAAACUUCAGCAAGAUGCACUGUUACCGCAUCACCGAGAGCUGCAGCCACGACCAGGAUCACUCCGACGAUGCUGAUCUGGCGGCGGCGGCACCUAAAGACGGUCAGCCGGCUGCUUCAGAGUCCGGUAAACAGUUUCUCAAGGUGUUUGAUGGCGAUGACGCCGUCAAGCGAGGCUUCUUCCGAUUGGUCUCAGUCUUUCGAGCUACGAAGAACGAGGAAGUGGCGGAGGCAGCGCUGAGGGCCUUUUACCUCCCCGACGAUCCGCGGGACUUCGAGCUGCACGAAAUCGGCGGCCUGCAGCGGCUGCAUAGUGAUGACGUCCUGAACCGUAAUGGCAGCGCGGACAACAGGAACUCGCUGAAGGACGGCUGCGACACGUGGCUGCUGAGGGCCAAACCCCGAGACACUGAGGUCAUCAAGGUGUACACUGGCUGGCCCAGGUCGGAUGUAGCUUUCAUUUCCGUCUGCGUCUCAGAGAGGAGCACGGUGUCUGCAGUCCUCACUGAGGUCCUCAGUAAGCUGGACAGACAGGAGGAAGAUCUGUCAAAGUUCUGUCUGCUAGAGGUCUGCAUGAGCAGCAAGCAGGUGCAGAGACAGACGCUGAGUCCUCAGGAGACGCUUCUGGACAAACUGCAGGAGAUCAGGAAGGUGUCUCUGCGGCAGCUGAACCAAACUCGCUUCUACAUCGUGGAGAACAGGAACCGGGCGGUGCAGGUGGAGCUGCUGAUCGGAGGACUGCUCCCCCUGCUGAGCACAGAGAGCUACACGCAACUGAUCCAGGAACACCUCGCCAUCAAAGGUCACCUGGUCACCAUCAGCAACUUCUACUUCAACCAAGGUGCGGUGGUGUUGCAGAUCUCCUGUUUUGCUGAAGCAGAGAGGAUCUACAUGUUGGCUAAAGAUACUUCCAUCAACAACAAGCCGCUCACCUCGCUGGUCAUACCGGAGAUCAUGCACAACAAGCUGGGAGCAGACGUGUGUCCCCUGCUGGUGUUUGUCAACCCGAAGAGUGGCGGCCUGAAGGGGAGGGAGCUCCUCUACAGCUUCCGGAAGCUCCUGAACCCUCACCAGGUCUUUGACAUCACCAACGGCGGACCGCUGGCUGGCCUCCACACGUUCAGGGCGGUUCCCAGGUUUCGGGUGCUGGUCUGCGGGGGCGAUGGCACGGUGGGCUGGGUGCUGGGAGUACUGGAGACUGUAAGGCACAAACUGACCUGUCGCGAGCCGCCCAUCGGCAUCGUACCACUGGGAACAGGUAACGACUUGGCUCGUGUCCUGCGUUGGGGUCCAGGUUACAGCGGUGAGGACGCUUACCACAUCCUGGUCUCUGUUGACGAGGCAGACGAGGUUCUGAUGGACCGCUGGACCAUCUUGCUGGAUGCCCAGAAUGUCUCUGAGGACAGCAAAGAUAAUGACUUCCUGGAGCCACCCAAGAUUGUCCAGAUGAACAACUACUUUGGUCUCGGUAUCGACGCAGAGCUCAGCCUCGACUUCCAUCUGGCCCGAGAGGACGAACCCGACAAAUUCACCAGCAGGUUUCAUAACAAAGGUGUGUAUGUGAAGGUAGGUCUGCAGAAGAUCAGUCACACCCGGAGUCUCCACAAAGAGCUGCAGCUUCAGGUGGACAAUCAGGACAUCCAAUUACCCAACAUAGAGGGGCUGAUCUUCCUCAAUAUACCCAGUUGGGGUUCGGGUGCUGAUCUGUGGGGGUCAGAGGUCGACAGUCGCUAUGAGAAACCGAGCAUCGAUGACGGGCUGUUGGAGGUGGUCGGGGUCACAGGGGUCGUCCAUAUGGGCCAGGUACAGAGUGGUUUCCGCUCCGGGAUUCGCAUAGCUCAAGGGCACUACAUCAGGCUGACACUGAGGAAACCCAUACCUGUCCAGGUGGAUGGAGAACCGUGGAUCCAACCGCCGGGACACAUCAUCAUCUCUGCUGCUGGACCAAAGGUUCGAAUGCUGAGGAAGUCCAAGCAGAAGCAGAAGAAGUCAUCAGCUAACAUGAGGGACGGACACUUGGAGAGUCCUUCUUCCAGAGACGGGCACUGACCGGCUCACCUGAUAACGGGCGUCCUGCCCGCCUCCCGCUGCACAUGGGAAGCCAUUUUGGUUGUGCCGGUUGUGAAGUCACUCAUGUAGCGUUGCAGCGACGCUAACAGGCUGCUGAUGGAGCACGGACUGCUGGAGGUUUAGCUGAGUGGGACUGUAUUUAAUGCCUGCUGUCCGGGCACCUACCGUACAGAAACCACAGUAACUGUGGUUAAUAAGAUUAACUUCUUUAUGUAACAGUAAAUAACUCACAGCAGGAUGUCUGCAGAGACUGCAAAAUUGAUGAGUUGAAUAUUGACCAUUUCUCAGUAUGAAUAAGCUCUGAGCUGGAACAAAAAAAAAAAACUAGAGAAGUAUUUAAACUGUCUGGAUGUGACUGUUUUUGUGCAGUAAGUAGCAGCAGACUCAGUGUCAGCUGAUAAAAUAACUUUAGUUGUGAAAAAUGAUGUGCAGCUAUAGAAUAAUUAUGACCUCAGUGUUGGUCUUUUUGUCAUUAGAGAAUAUGAAGAACUGAAGAGGGUGACGGGCAGUUUUUUAAAAGGCUGUUACUGUUUAAUGCUGAUCUAAACCAAUAAUUUCCUGGGCCGACUAUCUGUCGUCUUCUUCUGCUUCUCUUUGGUUUCCUGUGGGAGAUUUUAGUUCACAGACAUGAUGAAGCACACGAGUGUGGAAAUAUCACACUAUUGAUUAGAAUUAAAGUCAGAUCAGGUUGCUGGAAAUAGCAGUGAAGCCUGGAGCAGUUUGUGCUUUAUUUCUGAUGCUCACAGAGAUUAAUCUUGCAAUAAAACCUGUCAUAAUGUAUUUAAUGCUAAAUAUGAGAAAAUAUAAAACCAGAAACUGUAGGAUAUUUUAGAAUAUUAAAAAAAAAAACAAUAACCACCUAAUAAUUGUCUUUUUACUGAAAACUACAUAAAUAUGUAAAAUAUAUCAGUGUAGAUUUCUCAUAAGAACUGUAGUCGACUUAUAAUGCAUCCUAACACCCAGUUAGGAUGCAUUAUAAAGGUUAUAAUUUUUUAUCUUGUUCACGGGUGGUGCUGUCCUGUUACUCGAGAUACUCAGAAACAACCUAAAUAAUGUCAUUAUUGUAAAUCCAGAAUCAAACAGAUAAAACCGGUAAUAUUAGAACACAGCUGAAAAUUUAGAUUCUUGGUUAUAUUACUUAAAAUUAAAUGGUGAGACUUGUAAACUGGGGAUGAAAAUAACACUGCUGUGGUAGUUUGUAACUUUGGGAGCUAGUUUUGAGCAUUAACGCACAACAAAAGUUUUUUGUUUUUGUGGAUGGUUUCUAUUUCCAACCAAAUCACGUCUUUAACACGUGACGUUACUGAACUUCUUUUUGAAUAUCACAAAUUUUUACUUUUAGCAAAUGUAAAAAUGUGAAUAUUUUGUGAAAUAAAAUAAUUUAUUCAUUUGAGUCAGAGGUUAAAAUGGUUCAUUAAAAACAUGAUUUUAACUUUAGUCAUUAAAAUAUGGACUGCAAUUUUAAUUACAUUAAUAAAGCGUUUUGCUAUGCUAGAUUUUUACAUUUAAACUUGUAAGAUUAUUAGCUUAGUUAGCUAGUUUAAAAAAAAGUAGACUAUAAAAAAAUUGAAUUUGUUUAUUGUCUGUAUCAGGAACUAAAAAACUGAAACAAACUCAGUUUUUAUUUCCUAAAAAGCAGAGUAAAAUAUGGCACUGUAGUGACAGCGAUUAGCUACAGAACUAGCUCUCUUGCUAACUAAGCUAUAGCAAUAUUACACUAACAUAGCAAACCUGUUGAUUUCUUGCCUAAUUUAUAAACCUAACCAAAACUAAAUGAAAUCAAAACAAAAAAGUGGAAACAGAAUCAAAAUUACAGUGAAAUGUAAUAGAAUAGAUAUGCUCACAUUAGAUGGAAAACUAGUUAGAUUAUUAGCUUGGCAAGCUAAGUAGAUAGCUUAUUAGCAAUCUACUUAUAUUCCCAAAAUAAUGCUAGUUUUGUAGAUUAAAUUGAUUUUGAGCCACUAAAAAACUAAAACUGCUGAACUAAAGAGCACAGCAGGGCAGAGGUAAAUGUAACCGCUGCUGUCGGGAAUAUAACGUGUUGGAAUAUUGUGUUUGUUUUUGAGAUGUGAGAGGUCAAUCUAAUAAACAAAUAUAAUUAUUUCAUUUUAAGUACUACUUUCUAGAUUAUGCCUUCAUCCUAUCUCAACUACAUGGCUGAGUUCAUCUAAAAAUCCAAAUCUUCUCUAAAUUAUUGAGUCAAACAGACGGAAACAGCACAGAACCAGGAGAGUCCAAACCAUCCUGGUGAGUCCUGCUCUUCAGCCAUAACGGACUCAAAGAUGAGCUCCAUUUUACAUUUUAAAGACUGACAGGAUUUUAUGAAAGAGGCUCUUUGUUCACAUUCCCAGAGUGUAAAGAAGCCCAAAGGUUCCAGCUCUUAAUGUAGCCUCAAACAUAUUCAAUAACUGUACUUUGACUGUAAUAUUUACACUUUUUAAAAUCCUACAUGUACUUAACAGAUUUAUUUUGGUGCUAGAAGAUUAACUGUAUGUUGUAGUUCUGUGCUUGGUUUGAGAUUUGAGUAUCAUGUUUUAUUAUCACAGCCUUAAAAUGAAGUUUAAUGAAGGUGAAAUAACUUGAUGGCUUCAUUGAACCCUUUUCUGCACUCGCUCUUCGGGUCGAUUUCCGCCCUCUGCUGUUCUCCAGCUUUGUUUCUUUGCGUUUUUGUUUUUCUGUCCAAUAUUUAAUGUUCCAGUGUUACAUAUUCAUAUUAAUACUUCCAAAACUUUAAAAAAAAAUUGUAGGUUUACCUGUGCAUGCCCACAAAGUAUAGCUCAAAACCUCUCCUGAAACUGGCCAGUCAGGAGCAGUGGACUUUUAGGGAGGGGUGGUCUUGUUUGAGACAGAGGAUGAACUGUGGGGCUGUACAAAGGGCCAGUAUGAGAUAAAUAAGGAUUAUUUGUUUUACUGUGAAUCAUGCAAAGCCCCUCUGGAUUCAUGGAAUAAAAAUAGAGUUUGGAAACGAGCACAGUAACAUCACAUGUAAGCAUGACUUAACUGUGGUUGAUGGCUUGAAUUGGAAAAACACAAUUGUACCAUUGCAUUUAAGCAUUAAUUACAUAUAAAUGAGCUCCCUGAUGGGUUCAAGCAAACCAACCGCAUUAUGAUUUAUAACAUUUUAAAUUUCACAUUUGCUGGUUUUCAGGCUUCUCGUCCACCAGCAAAGCCGACUUCAACCUGAAAUAACAAUAAAGACACUUUGAGUAACAUGAACAUGUAAUUUUGGAUCAUGAGCACCGUCUUUUACAGGAACUGGUGCGCACACCGGGAGGCGCUGCAGAAAGGGCUCAAUGAUGACUGUGUGUUUGUGGCUUUAAACUGGCGUGAACCUGAAGUGUGUUCAGGUCAUUUGUUGUUUCUCUACACUUGAUCCUGUGUGUACUGGCAGUAGGAUGUAGCUGUGUAACUGUACACAUAUGUAGUACUGUCAGAGUGUGUAUUACAUGCAUGAAGUACUGUAGUUCUCUUCCAUGUAGAGCUGAAUGUUGUGUUUUUACAGCUCGUAGAGCUGAAACUGCUGCAGUCACAGCUGCCGGUCUUACUGUGGGAUCAGUCAGGCACUGGUUUCUGUUCGUCUUUGUGUUUAAGCAACUUUCACUUUUCUGCAAACACCAAAAAUCAUCCGUCAGACUCAUUUCCAGGCGUAAGUUUGUAAAAGAUCAAAACCAGCAGGCUUGUCCGAUAUCGAUGUCGAUACUGAACCAGCCGGGGCGGCACAGAACAUCAGAAUUCUCCCAGAACACGAACACCAACCAAAACCAGUUUAAACCAGUUUGAUAAGCAAGUUCUAACUGUGGGCAGACCUACUGCCUCCGCUGGCAUUAGGAGGUGUACCUGCACAGGUACAGCAAACAGCAUGCAGUCUGAUGAAUAUGUUUGAUUGUGCUGAUGGGUAGAAGAACAGAACGAGGUCUUGUGCUUUGUUUUGAGUUCAUAAAGGAGUUCGGGAAUAGCACUGGACCAAACCACUGUGAGGCCAAUGGGGGGAGGGGGAGGGUCCAUUUGUAAUACAUUGUUUUGCAUCUACAGUUAUCACCGGAGCUUUUUUAUUAUUUAACAUUAUGUAGUUAUAGUCGCAGUGAGGCACUGACAAGAAAAAUGGGGCCGGCUCUCUGGAUGUAACAACCCACUUUGGGCAGAGUCGGAUAAAUGCCCCCCCCCCCCCCCCCCCCCC